AGAGUUUGCAGCGCUCGUUGUGGCAAUAGUGGUCACAAUCUCACACAAGCACACGCCUGUUAUCAUAAUCUCGCCCAUGUGCUUCCAUGCCCCCCUGCGCCCCCCGUCCGUGAUUGCUAAGCUGAAAUUUUAAAUCCCGCAGUGAUCCCGAAAGCAGACGUAAUCAAGUCCGGUGCAGCCGCAGCAAGCAAGAUCACCCCAACUUUCCAAAAGCACUUAUUAUCAACUAACAGUUAACUAUUUAGGGAUGCUCUUCAUAAAUGUGCAAAUGCACUUUCCAAAAGAAACGAAAUGAAAGCAAGUAUGGUAAUAGGAGAGACCUACGCCUGCAAAACUGCCAAAAAGAUGUCUAGAGAUAACGUCGCAACCCGUGCACUUCCACCCAUAAUUGCCCUAUCAGCCCCAAGCAAAGUCACUUCGAUGACAUCCGCAAGCCCUCGAGGAAAUCUCUGCACGCGCAGCACAUGCUGGCCAGUAAUACAUCAUAUUCUCACACCACACCAAAUGACCAAGCCAACGGCGGUGCGUAGCGAAGCAGGAAUUUACCAAAAAAGGGUAAGUCGUUCCCCUCUGAGAAUGAGUGAAUUGUUUCCAGCAGGGCUGAUUUUUGUUUCCCGCCCGCCGGAUCAGUGUUGUGCCAUUCUGCCGGCUCCAUGCGUCAGACUCGCCUGUUAGGAACCCGGGCAGUGGCACUGCUUCCUCAUUGCGCCCUUUGAGCAGCAACUUCCCCGGGCCGGUAUAUCGAGCGCUAAGAGCCGACGAAUCACCGCCGUGACGCAUACUCUUUCAUCGCAAAACUGUUCACUUGGUCCAAUGCCCGACUCUUUGGCAAUGCGCCCUUUUCCCUCCCUCUCACUUCCUCCUCCCCAGCGACUAAAUCACCCUUAGCUUUCAUCACUAUCUAUCCCCCGUCUCUUGAAUGUUUCUCCAAGUCUUGGGCUAGCCUGUUUGAAUACCAACCCACCGCCAUGGCUCCGCUGUUCCUCCAGGAGGCGGUGUCUCUACCUCCACACCGAGAAUUCCACUCUACGUAUCCCCUGUUCUCAGAACACUCGGAAGCGGGGGUCCUCCACUGAGCAUUUGCUCACAAGGGUGUUUCUCAUCGGUGGAUCGGUGCGGAGGUUACGCGAUAGGGCGCUUCCCAUCUUUGACGCCAUGUCUUGCAGCGCUGUGCCAAUGCCAGAUGGAGGAUCAAGCGGAAACAAAUACAAUCACGGGACGUCACUCGAUAGGGAUGUGCUUGCUUUUAAAGAUAAUGCUUUAAGAUAUGCCCACUUGUGCUUGACAGCCGAGACACGCCCAUGGCUACCAUCCCGCUCGAUAAGACCCGAAUACUCGAGGUUUGUGGGCAAGUUUAAGCGGCUAAUUUAGCAGCUAACCUGCCGUAUUGUUUUUUUCUCUUGCUAGCCAAUGCUUGCUUUUUUUGCCAUGUCUCUCCCGUUCGAAAUGUUGUACCACAGUACGGAUUAGGACUACCCCCUUUGAUUAUAAUUGGUGCAAGCCGAAAUUAAGAUAUUACAUUAUCCGAUGAUACGGUACCGGUACAACUCUCGCUCCGGGCCAUAAGUGCCCGAAAACAGGGGGGUGGCAUAUUUUUCUACUCGAAUAGCAUUUUCGAACAAAUCGACCCCAGAUUUUCCACCACAUAUUUCAAUGAUCCCUGUCUUUGGGGCACUUAUGGUCGUAGGACAAGCACUUGUAGGAGUACCGUACUGUACUCGUACUCGGGUACACCUAAGUUCGCAAUGUCCUCAUACUCCCCCAAGUACGGUCAGCCCUUGGAAACUCUUCGCCAGCCCUUUCUUAGCAAAAAAAGAAAACAAAUUCUGAUAAAGGUUUACAAUAUCGCCGUCUCCGGGGGGGUGCGAUCAAAAAGUCUCUUGCUGUUUCCCUGCUGUGAAUAUGUAUGGUUCCUGAGGCACGAGGAAGGGUACGAGAAGCUUUCGGAUAGGAGAGUAUGUGAUACCAGCGCAAGUACUGGUAUGAUACUCACAUAAUACACAACCCUCCAGCGAGGUCCCAGGUCACAUGUCACUAUGAUAGUGUACGAGUACUCGUACAGUCCUUCACCCAUCCACCACCGUCCCAGGAGCUCUUACCAAAAAAGGGGUUUACCGACCCGAUAGUUU
Molecule: messenger RNA, 2129 nt
Organism: Tuber aestivum (summer truffle)
Lineage: Eukaryota; Fungi; Ascomycota; Pezizomycetes; Pezizales; Tuberaceae
Source: the annotation of a GenBank genome assembly